AUGAGGGCCUGUGUCCCCCUGAUAGUGGCCAUGCUCUGUGGCUUGGCCUGGGCUGGAACAACAGAGUCAUGUGCAUCUCGUUGUAAUGAGAAAUUUGACCGGGAUGCUGCCUGCCAGUGUGACCGCCAGUGUCUCCAGCAUAGGGACUGCUGUGGAGACUAUGAGCACCUGUGUACUGCUGAGGAGGACCCCAAAGAGCCGAAGGCAUUCCUGGAGCUGGAGGAGGAGACCUGGGAGGCCCCAGCUAGCAACCUGUACUCAGAACCCAGCUCCUGCCGCGGCCGCUGCUACAAACCUGUUGACAAGCACCGCCCAUGCCACUGUGAUGCCCGCUGCCAAGAGUUUGGAAACUGCUGUGAGGAUUUUGAGAUGCUGUGUGGCCACGAGGGCUUCUCCCACAGCAGUGAUGCCAUAACCAAGGACGAGCUUCGGAGCAUCUCUGAGAAGAUCUACAAGGCAGACAUCAACAAGGCCCAGAAGGCAGACAUUGUUCUCAAUAGCCAAAACUGCAUCUCCCCUUCCGAGACCAGAGACCAAGUGGAUCACUGCCCACAGCGGCUCUUCACCUAUGUCAAUGAGAAGCUGUUUUCUAAACCAACUUAUGCUGCCUUCAUCAACCUCCUCAACAACUACCAGCGGGCAACAGGCCACAGGGAGCACUUUAGUGCCCAGCAGCUGGCUGAGCAGGAUGUCUUCCUCAGAGAGAUCAUGAAGACAGCCGUCAUGAAGGAACUCUACGGCUUCCUUCACUACCAUAAUCGCUACAGCUCAGAGCAAGAGUUUGUCAAUGACUUGAAGAACAUGUGGUUUGGACUCUAUUCAAGACGCAAUGGAGAGAGAGACUCAAGUGGCUUUGAACAUGUCUUCUCAGGUGAAGUCAAAAAAGGCAAAGUCACUGGCUUCCACAACUGGAUCCGCUUCUACCUACAGGAGAAAGAAGGCCUGCUUGACUACUACAGUUACAUUUAUGAUGGGCCUUGGGACUCCUAUCCUGAUGUGCUGGCGAUGCAGUUCAACUGGGACGGCUACUAUAAGGAAGUGGGUUCCUCUUUCAUCGGCAGCAGCCCAGAGUUUGAGUUUGCGCUCUACUCCCUGUGCUUCAUCGCCAGGCCAGGCAAAGUGUGCCCAUUAAGCCUGGCUGGGUAUCCCCUGGCUAUCCAGACCUACACCUGGAACAAGUCCACCUAUGGAAAUGGCGAGAAGUACAUUGCCACAGCCUAUGUGGUGUCUUCCACCCAGUAGAACUCUGAACCAGAAAGGGGCAUGAGGGCAGUGAGGGCUGUCCCAGGAGUGGGGAGCUAUCUGCUUUGGGCUGGAGAGGGAAGGGAGGAGACCGGGUCACUGAGCGGGAUUCUCCAAUCAAGAAAUACCCAUAUUGGAAAAAUGGAAAAGAAAUGAAUUAGAAAAACGCACAGAAACAGUCAAAUCUUUGUGCUCCACCAUUUUGGCAACGUAGUCUAAGAAUCGGAGUCUAGACGGAAAAGGUGGGAACCCUCGAUAACUCUUUGUCCUGAUGUGUGCUGGAACCGUGGACAUGUCCUUUUAUCUCUCCAGGCCCCAUGUUUCCCUUUCAUGUAAAGGAAAGAGAACUUCUCCCUUUCCUCUUUCUGGGGUUGGUGAGAGGGCAAACUUGAUGAUAUUAUUACUGUGAAAGUGUUUUCAAUUGUUCUCAGGAAGAA
This is a messenger RNA of Trichechus manatus latirostris (Florida manatee), 1679 nucleotides long. It is a transcript of the gene ENDOU, whose product is annotated as endonuclease, poly(U) specific. The record is from RefSeq and is a predicted model, not a curated record. The transcript has 10 exons. NCBI's taxonomy places the organism in Eukaryota, Metazoa, Chordata, Mammalia, Sirenia, Trichechidae. The coding region runs from base 1 to 1242 and encodes 413 amino acids. Gene Ontology annotation, molecular function: polysaccharide binding; scavenger receptor activity; RNA endonuclease activity. Gene Ontology annotation, biological process: immune response.